AUGACAAUGAUGAUUUUAUUAGUAGAAGAUGGGAAUGGUCGUGGACAAGUGGCUGGAGUCGGUUUGUUGUCAACUGAAGAACGUGAGGUACUGGAGUGGAUGUUAAAUGAAUUUAAAAAAGACAAUGAAGAGUCAUGUGGAGCAAUAAAGUGCUUAAUGACCGACAAAGACCUUACUGAGCGUGAUGUUUUGAAGGAACUAUUUCCUGGUGUUCCUACUUACAUAUGUACUUUUCAUACGUUGAAAACUUUUAAAAAAGUUGUCAACAGCUCUAAUAUGAAUUUAACUAAUGAAGAAAAAAUAAUAGCGGCAACUAUUUUAGAGAAAUUAGUUUACGCUUCAUCAGAAGAACGUUACGCUGAGUUGUACCUCGAAUUGAAUUUGUCUUGUCCGCUUCAACUUGUCGAAUAUUUCAAAAUUAACUGGCAUAAUAUUAGAGAAGACUGGUCUAUGUAUAGUUUAAUGAAAAAUAACCUUGGAAACAACUAA
Molecule: messenger RNA, 489 nt
Organism: Microplitis demolitor
Lineage: Eukaryota; Metazoa; Arthropoda; Insecta; Hymenoptera; Braconidae
Exons: 1
Coding region: 1-489 (162 amino acids)
Source: RefSeq, a predicted model, not a curated record